Molecule: messenger RNA, 4545 nt
Organism: Corythoichthys intestinalis (scribbled pipefish)
Lineage: Eukaryota; Metazoa; Chordata; Actinopteri; Syngnathiformes; Syngnathidae
Gene: fbxo21
Product: F-box protein 21
Exons: 11
Coding region: 31-1998 (655 amino acids)
Molecular function (GO): DNA binding; protein binding
Source: RefSeq, a predicted model, not a curated record
UGGAUGAGGUCAUCCGGGUAAACAGAAAAGAUGGCGGCUUGUGUCGCCGGAGAGAGGUUGUCGAGUCCGACUGGGACUGGGAGCGAAGCCGGCCAAGCGAGUCGCGCCCGUCGUGCGGAGAAGUUGACUGAUUUACCAACCGAGUUGUUGGAACACAUCUUGUGCUUCCCAGUGCUCGAGCACGUCGACAUUUGUAAUGUGUCCUGCUGCUGCCUCCGACUGCGCGACGUUUGCCACAGCAGAGGGAAGGUGUGGGGGCACCAAUAUAAACUCAGGUGGCCGCGGCUGCAGAGGUUUUACCCGCAGAACGAGAGCUGCGACUGGCUCCGCGAGUACAAAACGCGCCACUGGGUGGGCAUCCAAAUCCGAAGGACGGUGGAAUCCAUCUCGAAACGCUUCUUCAUGGAAGUGCCAUGCAUCGGCCAAGUGUUGGGUGACAGUUUCACUGAAAUCGAGUCGCUGGGUAUGCCCAUGCAUUUCUGCGAAGAUGAGCUACUUUUUAUCCUCAGCACAGAUAAGAGGAAAAGUCUGACAUUGAAGUACUAUGCAAAAAAGAUCCUUUACUUCCUGAGGCAACAGAACAUCCUGCGCGCUCUUAAGAGCUUCCUCGAGCAACCACCUGAACAGCAGUCUGCAAUCGCGGGUGCAGUCCUGGUGGACCAGUACUGUAAUCCGCUGGCAGAAGUCACGCUGGACGGAAUAUCAGCGCAGCUGGAUGACAUUGUAGAGAAAGUCAAGAAGACCUUACGGGUGAAAAAUCCAUCCCACCCCAGCCUCCGCGUGGCUCCAGGUGGCGAGCGUAUCCGGCUGGACGAUUUUGAGCUCCAGCGGCAGGUCUUCUGCGCCCUCAACGCUGUCUUGUAUGAGCAGUUGCAGUACAAGGGUGACCAGCUGGAUUACUACAACCCCUUCAACUCCUACAUACACCAGGUACUGCUUCGUCGCAAGGGCAUCCCCAUAAGCCUCUCGGUUGUCUACAUGACGCUUGCUCAAAGGUUGGGUGUCAAGUUGGAGCCGGUCAACUUCCCCAGCCACUUCUUGCUGCGCUGGUGCCAAAAAGAACGAGGGAGCGAUGACAUCUACGACUACGUGUACAUUGACGCAUUUGGUAAAGGCAAGCAGAUGACGGCCAAAGAGUGCGAGUACCUCAUCGGGCACCAGGCCAGCGCUGACUUUUACGGUGGCAUCGGCACCACCGAGAUGUUGCUCCGGAUGGUGGGAAACCUGCUCAACAUCGGGAAAAGAGGGGAAGGCAAAGAGAAGUCCUACCAGCUCCUUAGAAACACGCUGGACCUUUUCCUCACCAUCAACCCGGACAACGUUUCUUACCUUCUGCUGCAAGCCAGACUAUACUUCCACCUUGGCAUCUGGCCAGAGAAGGUACGUGCGUGCGCACACGUACAUACCUACACACCAUCUCGCACUCAUCUCCAGUACAAAGUGUGUUCCUUCGGGCAGGUUCUGGACAUACUGCAGCACAUCCAGGCAUUGGACCCGUCUCAACACGGAUCAGUGGUCUACCUGGUUCAGCACACGCUGGAGCACAUACAGCACAAGAAGCAGCCUACCACCCCCGAGGUGAAGCGGCGCGGGACGGCCGACCACCUGGAAGUCCGGUACUCUGUGGGCCUUGUCAUGAAACACAAGAGGUCGGGUUACAACUGCGUCAUAUAUGGCUGGGAUCCCAAGUGCACCAUGAGCCAGGAGUGGAUCACCACCAUGAGGGUCCACCAGCUGCCCGAUGGCGCCGAGCAGCCUUUCUACAAUGUCUUGGUGCAGGAUGGCACUUGUCGAUACGCCGCACAAGAAAACCUGGAGCCCCAUUCGGACCCCCUGGAGAUUGGGCACCCCGAGGUGGGCCGCUACUUCUCUGAGUUCGCCCACACAUACUAUGUGGCCAACGACGAGCUCAGGACCCGUUACCCAGACGACUCGGAACACACGGACGAAGUGGCACGCGACCUCUACCCACGACCGCCCUUGCCCUCGCCCAUGUAGCAACAACAUUUUACAUCAGUUCACAUCCAACACAAAGAAGAAAACUCAUUGAGUUAGUAACACCCAAGGGUCACUUCAUUAAGUACACCUGCAAGGCUAACGACUUAAAAAAAAAAAAUUUUCAGGUAUUCGUUCACAAUAUGGUUACUCUUCUGGUUGUGAAGGCACCAAUGCUAUUUUGACACUCUCAUGUAGCCAAAUAAGACAGCCUAAUGUUAAAUGUUAGGAAUUAGGAAUUUUCUUUUUUUCUAUUUUUUUCUUAACCUGUUUUAUUCAGCUGCUUGACACAGAGAAUGGACAUCUGAGUGUCCAAUUAGUCUGAACAGUUUUUAUGUCUCAUUCAACGUACCUCGUUUAUUAGGAGAAAGCAGCGAACAGGAAGGGGUUGCGGGGGAACAGAAGAAAAGAAGGGGAGAGAGACAAAAGAAGCACAAACAACAACAAGAAAUACAUUGAACGCCUACACUAACUAUGAAUAUGUUGGUGGUAUCGUGACCUAGUUGUAUUUCCAGUUGACACCUAACUAUGAAUAUGUUGGUGGUAUCGUGACCUAGUUGUAUUUCCAGUUGACACCAUGUGGGGGGCCUGAUGACCAAAGAGACAGGAGGGGAGAGGGGCGUGUCUGAAAAGUGAUUUGGAGGGGUGGAGUGUACACAAGUCAGCCAUGUGGUUUAGAACCCAGUAUUGGUGUGAAUCCCUUGUGAGUGUGAGUAUGUUAGCAUCCUAUUCUAUGCUGUCUCAUCGCUAAUCCUGACACCGAGGUUUUCGACUUGAGUGUGUAUAAUUGCACCUAGUCAUUCGCGAAUCCCAUUAGACAUGUGAUAGUCCCGCAGACUAUCCAUCCAGGGUGGUCUCCCGGGCCAUCCGUGCCCCCAUCAACCGGCCUUCACGGAUGGUAUAAGGGGACGCAACCAACCGCUGCCCGGGCACCCACCCCGCACCCCUGGACAGGCGCCACACCGAGCUCCGGAGAGCAGGGGAUUUUUCAACUGUGUGGGAGAAUUAUCAAAAUUUCACGCAAAAAAACAAAAUUUGUCUAUAGUACAUUGCAUCACAUGUUUAAUUCAAUAUUUUGUGAGUGUGGAAAGGCAGUUAUACUCUUCUUAUUGUUUUCAAAACUUUCCAUUUGAUCCUUUUCUGCAAGUAAUCAGGUAGGUAUGCUUGUUCACGAAAUGCAUUGGGGAAAAAAACUUAAGUAGUUCUGUCGUAAUUUAAAAAUAUACAGCAUUAAAAACCUCUAAUACUGAUGAUACUAUUGAGUAAAUGCAGGUGUACUUAAUAAAGUGUCCUCACAGUGUAGAGCUUGAACGUCAAAAGAUAAUAGUGUUAUAAACAAAUGACAAAAAAGACAGUAAAUUCCAGGUGCUGUCAUUCAUGUUAACAAAAUUCAAAGGAAUGCUCUUGGGAAAUUAAACAUCCCAAUUGUUUGCCAAAAGACUUUUUCAUGCACAUUUUUAUCUGUGACAUCAUCUGCCCAGCAGGAAUACACAAUAAAAACAAGGAAAGACAAAAUGGUACUUGAUGUGAAAAACCCUUUGAGAUUUUGUUUGUCCAAUAAAUUUGAACUGGAAGGAGUGGCAGUGAAUGAUCAUGUUAGGUAGGUUAAGUAAUUGAAAGCGAUGGACAUGUAAUCCAUCUCAACUGGGAGGGUCAAAUGGAUUGGACCGUCAAUGACAGUGAGUUAAAUGCAAAUUUAUUGUAAAAUAUUUAUUAUCUAGGGUUGCCAACUCCCUGAAAAAAAAGGGACACCUCAUUGGUAGAGCAGGCCGGCCAGUAACCACCACGCUUUUGAUUUUUUUUGUAUGUGAAGUGAUUUGUAUAUUAUAAUAAUUUCACUCAAAAUGGAAUUAGGUAUAAAUUUGGGUGAUAUAAGCACAUGAAAAACAAUCAUUAUCAGUACAUCUCCCACACUCAUAAUCCUGACCAGAGGUGGGUAGUAACGCGUUACAUGUACUGCGUUACAUUUACUUGGGUAACCUCUUGAGAAAAAUGUACCGUACUUCUAAGAGUACUUUUACAAAGCUAUUUUUUUUUUACUUUUACUUGAGUAGAUUUGAGAAGAAAAAACGCUACUCUUACUUCGCUACUUUGGGUUACACAAAAGUCAUUACAUUUUUCCUCUGUAUUCUAUACAUUCAUUUUUUUCGUAGCCAGCGAUGCCAAGAGUAGCUCUACCGAUUUCACCAAUGAGAUGUCGCAACAAUAAUCACAUGAUUCCAUUAUACCAAUCAGACAAAAGCUUGCCGUUCUAUGAUCACGCCAGCCUGUUCAAUCACGUGGCAUCUUUAUAGCACCGUAAAAAAUGAAGUGUUUGAUAUAGAGCGCUGACUGCGCUCAACAUGACUCGAAAGCGAAAAUUUUUACCUCUCUUCCAGUUUUUAUUUGGCAACGAUUGACCAUGGAAAACCGGAGAUAUGAUCCUUUUAAUUUCAAAAUAGUAAUUAAGGAACUCUUCACUAUUCAAACUAGGACCUAUUGUCUCCACCAGAGGGCACUAAUGCUCUUUGGAUGAAUAAUGCUUCAUUUAUGUAAUUUUUUUUUUUCUCU